CGGAGAAUCUCAGCCAGCCAGCGGCGCCAGGCACGGCCUCGUUGCCCACGUAUCCACUGCUGCUGCUGACAUCGGCCGUCAUCAGCGGGCUCUGGGGUGCAUCUACAACAGCUGAAGAGUCUGUCCGGUGAAAUGGCCGAUCCGACGACUCGGCCUGCUACUAUUUCGUUGAAGAAGCGGUCUGCUGCCCGAAAACCAGCCGGCCGCGCUCCGAAACCUCAGGUUGCUGGAUCCACAGACAAACAGGCGGCAACAGAUGAGCCGCUCGAUCUCGGGGCCGAGUUUCUCCGUCUCGAGAGGUUUUUUCGAAGCUUCAACACCGUCUGUACAUUUGUGCUUUCGAAGCGACACUCUGCGAUCGCCUUUAGCAGUGUUCAACCUUCAGUCGAGGGCCUCUUUGGCGAUCGUAUAUCUGAGCAAGAUGUUGCAGCCGUUGCGGUCCUAUGUCCGUCAAUGUUACGGCUCGGUCACGGCCACAAGAUCGACUAUGACGAUAAACUCUAUGAAGAUCUCAAGUCCAUCGCCUCGCCUGACGCUUCUCGAUCCGAUCCACAGUUGAUACUGGAGUUUGUCGACAUUGACCCUGCCAAAAAAACGCAAGUGUGCGAGCUCUCCAAGAUCAUCGAGGCGAGAAACAUGACAUUCAGAGCAUCACUGCGGGAUUUUCACAAGCUCGCUCUGCAGCAGGGUGAAGAUCCCUUGGAAAAACUCUGGCGAACUGCUCUCCAAGUACUCCCGGAGGAGCCGAAAACCUUUGGAGGAGCCAUUCGAAGCGGCUCUCCCAGUCAGUAUGAACCCAUCGCAAAGAAGCCUCGCUUGGCUGCAACCGAUGAGGCUAUCGAUGCCAUCAAACAAGAGCGCUUUUAUCAUGGCCAAAUCGUGGCCGAGGUGGAGACGCCAGGACGAGAGGCGUCAUUUGGUUUCCUCGACGAGCCGCUGCCAGCAGGCAUUCGUGAUGGUCUGGAGAGGCAUUAUGGCAUCAAGAAGCUCUACCGACACCAGACGGACGCCCUGAAUCACAUUUCGCAGGGGCACCAUGUCGUCGUCACAACACCAACGUCCAGCGGCAAAUCCUUGAUUUAUCAACUGCCAGUUUUACGUUCUCUGGAAGAUGGCGCUGGCGGCGCCACUACAAUAUAUAUCUUUCCAACAAAGGCUCUUGCUCAAGAUCAAAAGCAGUCGUUUGGCAACCUCCUGAGUCAAUGCACCACUGUAUCUGAGGGAAUCAUCUCCGACUUUGAUGGCGACACUCCAAGAGAUGUCCGCCGUUCAAUUCGCGACAACUGCCAAGUUAUCUUUACGAAUCCGGAUACACUUCAUUACAGCAUACUUCCGCACCACAGCGGAUGGCGGGGGUUCCUAUCUCGACUACGAUAUGUAGUUAUUGAUGAACUACAUCAUUACACCGAGGCCUUUGGAACCCAUUGUGCAAUGAUUAUUAGGCGACUGCGACGCAUCUGUGAGCACUACGAUAACCACGGCGUUCAGUUUAUUUGUUGCUCGGCAACAAUUGCAAAUCCAAAGGAGCACUUUUCCACGCUUGUAGGUCUAGAUUCCGUAAAAAUUGUCGAUCAAGAUGGGGCACCAUCAGGAUCGAAGCGACACAUCAUUUGGAAAGCCGGACUACGAAAAGAGAAAUCGAAUGGGACUCCCGUGCGAACCCAAGUGGAAGAGGUCGCGGAACUAUUCAUCGGUUUUCUGCAUCGUGGAAUCCGCACCAUUUGCUUUUCUAAGUCGAGAAUGGACUGCGAAAUUUUGUUCAAGGAGAUAGUGGCGACAGCACGACGGAUGUAUCUCAAUCCCGAUGCUCUAAUUGAGCGAAUCAGCUGUUAUCGGGCAGGAUACAGUGCGUCGGAGCGCCGAUCCAUCGAACAUAAGAUGUUUAAGGGCGAGUUACUUGGUUUGAUUUCCACGAGUGCCUUAGAGCUUGGGAUUGAUAUCGGAAGCUUGGAUGCUGUGCUGCAUCUAUCUUUCCCAAGCAGUCUGGCAUCCUAUCGGCAGCAAGCCGGACGUGCUGGCCGACGGAGUCUCAGUUCGGUCUCGAUAUUGAUAGCAAUCCCGGGCUCUCCGAUCGACGAAUUCUACCUGAACAAUCCCGACUCGCUUGUCGAUAGCAGCUAUAGCGCUGCACUGUUGUGUACCGACAACAAGUGGUAUCUGGAGCAGCACCUUCAUUGUGCCGCCGCAGAGAUACCGCUGAAUAUUGAGCGAGAUGCGAAAUACUUUGGCGAAUCGGCAGGCGAAGUGAUGCAAGCGAAUCUCUUUUUCGACCCGCAGAACAAUAUUCAGCGGAUCACCGUCGCAGCAUGUCCAAAUCCGCGGAAGCCAAGCGGACGUUGUCAGGGUGGUCGACAUAGUCACAAAUACGGAUAUCGAAGACGUUGAAGUGGACCGCGCUCUCAACACCAUUUAUCGGGGAGCGAUAUUCAUGCACAGGGGUGACACUUAUGUGAUCAAGCAUAUGUGCUGGACCAAGAAGUGCGCCUUGGCAACACCGACCACAGCAACCUACACAACGAAGGCCGUAAGCUCGACCACGGUUCUACCACUUGAAUCAAUUAUGAGCAAGUCUAUGCCUUAC
This is a messenger RNA of Polychytrium aggregatum, 2581 nucleotides long. Its product is annotated as P-loop containing nucleoside triphosphate hydrolase protein. Gene Ontology annotation, molecular function: nucleic acid binding; ATP binding. Bases 133 to 2385 code for a protein of 750 amino acids. The transcript is spliced from 13 exons. NCBI's taxonomy places the organism in Eukaryota, Fungi, Chytridiomycota, Chytridiomycetes, Polychytriales. The record is from RefSeq and is a predicted model, not a curated record.